CCCUUGGGAGGUUUCCUGACUUGGGGAGAGAGAGAGUGCCUUCCUUCCUUCCUUCCUUUCUUCCUUCCUUCCUUCCUUCCUUUCCAGAGGGGGCCAUGGCUCUCCUGCUGCCCAGGUUGGAGCCUGGCUGCAAGGAGAGGCCGCAGGAGGGAAGCCAGCCCGGUGGUGCAUCUUCAGGCCCAGCAGAGCCAAGCCAGGACCCUCCGCCUGCCUUUCCUGCUGCUGCUGCUGCUGGGAAUGGAGGGCAGUGGUGGGGAGGAGGAGGAGGAAGCCUUCUGGUGGGGAAGGAGGAGGAGGAGGGGGGCUGCGAAGGGGAGAGCCCCCACCACCUUCAGGGGCAGAGCGCCAGAGCUUCAGGCAGUUCACCUACCAGGAGGCCUUGGGGCCCCGAGAGGCCUGCAGCCGCCUCCACUCUCUCUGCCGCCUGUGGCUGAAGCCCCAGCGACACUCCAAGGCGGAGAUGCUGGACCUGGUCAUCCUGGAGCAGUUCCUGGCCGUCCUUCCUGCCGAGAUGGAGCGCUGGGUCAGGGAAUGUGGGGCAGAGACCAGCUCCCAGGCCGUGGCCUUGGCUGAAGGCUUCCUCCUGAGUCGGGACCAAGAGGAGAAGGAGGAGGAACAACAGGCGGCGGACUUGUGCGCAGAAGUCUCUUCCGCCUUGGAAAGGCCUCCCUCCACCUCCAGCCGGAUGCCGGAUUGUGCAGGACAAAGGGACCCUCCCAGCUCCACAAGAGGUGAAUCAGAACCAACACAUACUGGCUUACCUCUUCCUUCUGAUGCAUGCAGCACACCUUCUGUGACACCAGAUCAGGUGACCUUCCAAGAGGUGGCCGUGUCUUUCAGUGAGGAGGAGUGGGCCCUGCUGAAUCCAGACCAAAGGGCCUUGCAUCAGGAGGUCAUGGAGGAAAAUCUGGAGACAGUAUGCUAUUUAACAACAAACAGAGAAGGGGAACCAUCUCAAUACCACGACUGUGGAGGAAAUCAAGAGCUGUGCCUCUCUGGUCAGCAAGCAACGUCCACUAAGAAAAAGCUCUUCAAGUGCUUGCAGUGGGGAAAAUGUUUCCGUCAGAAGAAAAGCAUUGCUAAUCAUCAACCAACGCACACCAGAGAGAAAGAGUUCAAAUAUUUGGAGUGUGGAAAGUUUUUAAUUCGAAAGUCACACCUCACUUCUCAUCAAACAGUUCACUUGGGGGUGAAACCCUUUAAAUGCUUGGAAUGUGGAAAGUCUUUUAUUCAGAAGGCACACCUCACUUCUCAUCAAACAAUUCACUCGGGAGAGAAAACCUUUAAAUGCUUGGAGUGUGGAAAGAGUUUCACUCAUAAGUUAAGCCUCACCUAUCAUCAAGCAGUCCAUUCUGGGGAGAAGCCAUUUAAAUGCAUGGAGUGUGGGAAGGGCUUCAUUCAGAAGAUAAAGCUCACCUAUCACCAAGCUACACAUACUGGGCAGAAGCCAUUUAAAUGUUUGGAGUGUGGGAAGUCUUUUACUCAGAAGAUAAGCCUCACCUAUCAUCAAGCUACUCAUACUGGAGAAAAACCAUUUAAAUGCUUGGAGUGUGGAAAGCAUUUCACUCAUAAGUUAAGACUCACCUAUCACCAAGCAGUCCAUUCUGGGCAGAAGCCAUUUAGAUGCUUGGAGUGUGGAAAGCUUUUCACUCAUAAGUUAAGCCUCACCUAUCAUCAAGCAGUCCAUUCCGGGAAGAAGCCAUUUAAAUGCUUAGAGUGUGGAAAGAGUUUCAUUCGUAAGUUAAGCCUCACCUAUCAUCAAGCAGUCCAUUCUGGGAAGAAGCCAUUUAAAUGCUUGGAGUGUGGGAAGGGCUUCAUUGAGAAGAAACGCCUGACUUAUCAUCAAGCAAUUCAUACUGGGAAGCCAUUUAAAUGCUUGGAGUGUAUGAAGAGUUUCACGCACAAGAUAGGCCUCACCAAUCAUCAAGCUACUCAUACUGGGGAGAAGCCAUUUAAAUGCUUGGAGUGUGGCAAGAGUUUCAGUCUGAAGACACAACUGACCAAACAUCAAGCUAUUCAUACUGGGGAGAAGCCAUUUAAAUGCUUGGAGUGUGGAAAGGGCUUCAUUCAGAAGAUACAUCUGACCAAUCAUCAAGCUAUUCAUACUGGGGAGAAGUCAUUUAAAUGCUUGGUGUGUGGGAAGGGCUUCAUUCGGAAGACAGGCCUUACCAAUCAUCAAGCUACUCAUAGUGGGAAGAAACCAUUUAAAUGCUUGGUGUGUGGAAAGUGUUUCACUGAGAAGAAAAGCCUCGCCUAUCAUCAAGCUACUCAUACUGGGGAGAAGCCAUUUAAAUGCUUGGAGUGUGGAAAAGGCUUCAUUCAGAAGAGAAAUCUGACCAAUCAUCAAGCAAUACAUACUGGGGAGAAGCCAUUCAAAUGCUUGGAGUGUGGAAAGGGCUUCAUUCAGAAGAGACUUCUGACCAAUCAUCAAGCUAUUCAUACUGGGGAGAAGCCAUUUAAAUGCUUGGAGUGUGGAAAGGGCUUCAUUCAGAAGACAAAGCUCACCUAUCAUCAAGCUACACAUACUGGGGAGAAGCCAUUUAAAUGCUUGGAGUGUGGGAAGGGCUUCCCACACAAGGCAAAGCUAACAGAACACCAAAGAAUCCACACUGGGGAAAGACCAUUUCAAUGCUUGGAGUGUGGAAGAAGUUUCAAUCAGAAGAGACAUCUGACCAAUCAUCAAGCUAUUCAUACUGGGGAGAAGCCAUUUAAAUGCUUGGAGUGUGGAAAGGGCUUCAUUCAGAAGACAAAGCUCACCUAUCAUCAAGCUAUUCAUACUGGGGAGAAGCCAUUUAAAUGCUUGGAUUGUGGGAAGGGCUUCCCACACAAGGCAAAGCUCACAGAGCAUCAAAGAAUCCACACUGGAGAAAAACCAUUUCAAUGCUUGGAGUGUGGAAGAAGUUUCAAACAGAAGAGUAGCCUCCAUCUUCAUCAAGCAAAACACACAGGGGAGAGAACCCUUUAAAUGCCUGGAGCGUGGAAAGAACUUUUGCCAGUAGAGACACCUCCCUUCUUUUCCUUCAUCCAAACCAUGAGGAGAUUGAACUUCUGUAAUAAAAAAAGAGAUUACUUUAAAAUUCUUUUUCUUUGUUGUUUUUUCAGGAAUGUCAGGAAUUAAAAAUAAUUCUUUAUGAACAAA
Messenger RNA from Anolis sagrei ordinatus, 3139 nucleotides. Lineage: Eukaryota; Metazoa; Chordata; Lepidosauria; Squamata; Anolidae. The record is from RefSeq and is a predicted model, not a curated record.